CGCACUGCCAGGACGUUCUCUUCAUUUAUUCAGUAGCUACUUGCCCCGAGUUUACAAGCGGAUUGAGUUUAAUUAAGUCAUCCGCUUGAAGACAUCGCUAAGGGUUUUCAUCAAGCUACCUCCAGCCAUGCCAUAUAUUAAAACAAAUAAAAAGAAUUCAACACUGUUGGAUCUUAAGUCACAGAAAUGCGGACUGCGGCACACAGUUUUCUCUGUCAAUGGAAAUGCAUACACUGGAGAAUGGCAGGACAACAAGAAGCAUGGAAAGGGAACACAGGUUUGGAAGACGUCUGGUGCCAUUUAUAAUGGAGAGUGGAAGUUCGGAAAACGUGAUGGAUAUGGUACCUACAGUGUACUCCUCCCAGAAACAAAGGAGUAUGAAAGGAAGUACUGUGGAAGAUGGAAAAACGGAAAGAAGCAUGGGUAUGGGACGUACUUCUACAAUAACUCAGCAGUUUAUGAAGGGGAGUGGAGUGAGGACCAACGGAGUGGCUGGGGAAGAAUGUACUAUGAGAAUGGAGAUAUCUAUGAGGGAGAGUGGAUGAAGGAUAAGAAUCAUGGACAAGGCAUCAUUCGAUUUGCAAAUGGAAACUGGUAUGAAGGUGCGUGGCAAGAUGGCAAGAAGAACGGUAAUGGAAAGUACUACUAUUCUGACAAAGGCCAGCUUUAUGAAGGCUUUUGGGUGAAAGGAGUAGCAAAAUGUGGGACGCUGUCUGAUUUUGGGAGGGAUGAAGCACCAACCCCAACGAAGUAUCCAAUUCCACAGAUACACCUGGUGGAUAUGCAGUUGGUUUUAGGGGAAGCCCAGUCAGCCUAUCUUGAUCAGUGUCGAUGAACAACAACAAGUGGAUCAACAGCAAGUUUCCACACCCCACCAUACACAGACAAAAAAUUAAAAAAAUAAAUGGCAUGAUGUUAUUCAGCAUGUUCAGUUUGUCCAAAUAUUUACAACCAAAUCAUUUGUUCUUCACUGUGGAGAAAACCAAAAUCAUCUACAACUAUUUCAAAUGUGCUGAAAGCAAAAGUUAUGAAAUUUUACAUGUUAAUCCAGUCUACUUCCAAUGCAGGUGAGCAAACAACUGUGAUGACAAUAAAAGGCUUGCUGCUAACUGUCUAUCACAUUAUAGAACAGCUCAGAUCUAGGGUUCCUAACUUAGUAUCAAACUAUGUAUUUGAAAAAAAUAGCUGAUGAUUUAACAAAUUCUCUACAUUAGACCUGCUUGAUACUAAUGCAAACACACAACCAAAGGCGAUCAAAGCAGGUCAUAAAUUCAGUGGUAGUAUAUGUGGGACAUCUAAAUGACAAGGCCUCUUAUUUUUUACUUGCAGGGACUGGUCAACUAUUAGGCUUUACUGCAUAUUCUAUAUGGUGCAUUCUGACAAUAAUUGUACACUCUGAUAGUCCCUGUGAACUUGUA
Seriola dumerili (greater amberjack) is the source of this 1418-nucleotide messenger RNA. RefSeq names its product MORN repeat containing 3 (gene morn3). Lineage: Eukaryota; Metazoa; Chordata; Actinopteri; Carangiformes; Carangidae. The record is from RefSeq and is a predicted model, not a curated record. Bases 128 to 835 code for a protein of 235 amino acids. The transcript has 6 exons.